CUGUCGGUGUGUCUUCAAUUUUUUCAGCAGUAAACAAAUCACUUGACCCAGAGCAACCAAACCACGUGCUGUCUUCAUGCUCGAGUAGUUUAGCAACACAAGUUGUUUCCUCGUCGUCCAUGGGUUUCGUCGGAAGAUACAGUGCAAAAUUCAGCCCAUCUGCUCAGCUAUUUUGGUAGUUUAUUUCAGUAUAUAUUUUAAUAUGUAUCUAAAACCUUUCUAAAAAAUAUUGAUCAUCAGUAUGGAAGUAACUGAGUCAAGCAACAGUGAUACUGUACAAAAUGUAGAGGAUAGUUCAUCAUUGGAAGAGGAUCAAGCUACUGACAUGAAUGUUGAUGAACCAGAUGAGAUGGCAGAUAAUACAGGUGUCACUGAAGAUACAGGUGGUGUUCUUGAUAAUACAGGUGAUCUUGACGAGAAAGAUGGGGUAACAGACAGCACAGACGUUGCGGAAGGAACCAGCAAAGGGUCAUGUGAUCAAAAUGUUUAUGAUUAUACUCAAGGACAACAUUUCACUUCAGAAAUUUAUAAGAUUGAGAUUCAAAAUCUUCCAAGACAUUUUGGCUUUAAACAACUAAAAAAGAUGAUCAUCAACUUGAACCUUAAACCAAAGAAGGUGAAAGCUGUUAAUCGAGGGACAUACGCGUUUGUCACAUUCAUGUGUGAAGAGGAUCGUCAAGAAGCUUUGAGGGUUUUGAAUGGUCACAAAUGGAAGAACCAGAUAUUGAAAGCAAAGCCUGCUAAGCCUAAAGCAGAUCCAAUGGCGGCAAAGAGGAAACAAGAGAGAAGUGAUAAUGAACAAGGAGCAGCUAAGAGAAGCAAGCAAGAGGGUGCACUUACACCUCAAGAAAGAUUAUGUAAUGCAGUGAUUCCUUAUUGGAACAAACCUUAUGAGGAGCAGUUAAAGUUGAAAGAGGAGAGUAUGAAACAAUUCAUAAUCACCCUCGGAAAAACCUAUGAAAGGCAAAUACCAGAGGUCAAGCCGUGGCUUAAAACACAAAGAUUGAAACAUAAUAAUUUAUGUUGUGAACUUCAGUCCAUCAUACCAGCUGCGGCAAUUAACGAAUAUCGCAAUAAAUGUGAGUUUAGCGUUGGAAGAAGUACUGAACAACAGGACAACACAGUAGGCUUUAGACUUGGCAGAUAUAAAGGUGGAACUGUAGAUGUUUUGGAGCCAACGUGUUGCUCUAACGUUCCAAGCAGUAUGAAGAAGGUAGCUGCCGCUUUCCAGGAGCAUAUUAGGACAACUGGUCUAGUUAGCUACCAACCGCAGACUCACCGGGGCUAUUGGCAAUUGCUGGUAGUCAGGACAACGCUUGAGAACCAGAUCAUGGUCAUCGCUCAUGUACAUCAACAGAAACUAUCAGAGGAUGCGAUUUCAAAGCAGAAGAGAGACUUAAGGGAUUUCUUUGUGGAAGGAGACGGGAAGUCAUGCUGUGUGACAUCACUGUAUAUUCAGCUACACAAAGAGAGAGAAAUUUUGCCCUUGGAGCAUUUAUGGGGAGAGAAGUGUAUUUACGAGCACAUGAUGGGAUUACAGUUUCGCAUUUCACCGGAAGCAUUCUUUCAAGUAAACACCAAAGCAGCUGAAGUUCUUUAUAAGACAAUUGCAGAUUGGUGUGGUGCAACUAAGCAAACAACAGUUUUGGAUGUGUGCUGCGGUACAGGAACCAUUGGAAUAUCCAUAGCUAAGAAUGUUCAUAGAGUAAUUGGUGUUGAGAUGAAUGAACAAGCUACCCAUGAUGCAAGAGAGAAUGCCAAGCUGAACGGUAUUGACAACAUUGAAUUCCAUUGUGGUAAAGCUGAAGAUGUGAUGCCAAAACUUACAAAUGGUUUAGAUCAUUGUAGGGAUAUCAUUGCUAUAGUUGAUCCUCCAAGGCCAGGUUUACAUAAGAAAGUAAUUGAGGCAAUCAGAAGAUGUGCCUAUUUGGAAAAGCUUAUUUACGUGUCCUGCAAUGCAAACAUCGCUAUCGGAAACUUUGUCGACUUGUGCAGGCGUAUAUCGAUUAAAAGUAAAGGAGUUCCAUUCCGACCCGUGAAAGCAGUUCCUGUUGACCUCUUCCCUCACACUCCGCAUUGUGAACUAAUGAUCUUGUUUGAGCGUGACCUCGGCAAAUCUCCUGUUAAAAACAAUGACCGUCCAGAAACAUCACAGGAUAGUGGGGGUCAUGCGACAUCAGGUGAAGGGGAAUCAGAAGUACUCCAUGAUGGUGUGGAACAAGAGGCAACCUCAGUGGAUGAGGAAGCAUCAUCAUCUUAACUACACAUACAACUACUGAUACUUGAGCGGUGUCGUGGAAUCUAAUAUUUAAAUGUGGACCAUCUGUUGUGCAGUUUAUAUUAGAGAUAACAAUAAUUAUAAAAUGCUGUAUUUUCUCAGUAGCAAUUUAAAUAAGAUGUAGUUUAUACUUACGAGUUUGUUAUAAAACUAUGAUUUUUAAAAAAUGCAAUGAGCUAGAAACAUGGAGCUAUAUAUACAAAUAUAUAUAAUUCUAUAAUUAUAUAAGUAUAAGUAACUCAAAUUUCAAUUUAGUGUUUCAGGAGUUUUAAUUCCAGUUGUGUGUCUAUGUUAUGCUUUGCUUUUUAUUUUUGUUUGUUAUUUUUCUUAUGUGCAAGGGUAUACAAGUACAGGAGUGGGUGGCAUCUGUCUAAAUGAGAAAAUUUGGUUUCAAUUAUAUUUGUAGAAACUUUGAUCCUUGAUUAAAUGUUGAUCAUGCAUUUGGAACAUGACUAUAGCCAAAAUAGUUGCCAUGACAAACUAAGGAAAAAUAAUAAUAAUUGAAAGAUUAUCGGCUAAAGCAAUUCUCUAGAAGCUGCAAGAAAAGAUUUUGUUUUUAUGAAAUAAAAGCAAUAUCAAAAUGCUAA
Messenger RNA from Anneissia japonica, 2865 nucleotides. RefSeq names its product tRNA (uracil-5-)-methyltransferase homolog A-like. The transcript is spliced from 16 exons. Gene Ontology annotation, biological process: RNA processing. The coding region runs from base 242 to 2260 and encodes 672 amino acids. Lineage: Eukaryota; Metazoa; Echinodermata; Crinoidea; Comatulida; Comatulidae. Gene Ontology annotation, molecular function: RNA methyltransferase activity; RNA binding. The record is from RefSeq and is a predicted model, not a curated record.